CCAAUUUCCCCUCUCGGUCUCAGAGAGCUUCCUCUCUCUCUCUUUCUCUCUCUCUCCGAUCAUGGCCCUGCCUGCCUAUCCACUUCCCCUCACCUGAUCAUGUUUUACUCCUGAUACUUCAUUGAAUGGUUCAAUUGCUGAGCUCUAUUCUAAUCUACCAUAACUAAACAACCGUCUCCCCGCAAACACCAUCAUCCACCCUUCUAUCCAACGACAUGCCCUCCGACAACCCCCCAGUCGGGGAAUCCGCCCCGGACCUCGAGAUCGUAGGCAAUAAGCUGACCAUCCACCCAAGCGGCGUGACAGGCGGACCCGAACCGCAAGACGACCAGAUCCCCGAGCGCAACCUGGUCCGCCACAUGGCGCGCUUCCGCGAGAACCCCUUCGACUUCCUCCGCGAAGUCAGCCUCUACAUGUCCGGCACCGGCUGGCGCGCCUACGACGACGUCAUCGGCCAGCCCAUCUUCUACCCGGGCUUCUCCGACCGCAUGAAGGCCCGCAUCCUCGCCAGCCCGCUCCUGCAGGGGAAAGUGAAGGAAUUGGCUGAGCUUAGACUUGCCGUCGAGGAGAAGGAGGGGCUUCUGGAUGUGAAUCCCGGGCCUGUGGAGGCUAAGAAGGUGCAUCGGCGGAGUGAGAUUGAGAGUCAUCUCAAGGAGGUCGUUGACUCCAUGCUGGAUAAUAUGAUUUGCAAGAUGGAUAGUAAGCGGUUUAUUCGGGGCGCGUAUUAUGUGGCCACGCAGUUGUUGACUAGGGCUUAUCAUCAGGGCAUUCAUGUAUCGAGCGAAGAAGUCCUGCGAUUGAGGUCCGUUGCUGAGGAGGCUGCUCGGAAGAAAAGGUCGAUUGUUUUCCUGCCGUGUCAUAAGUCCCAUGUGGACUAUGUUUCGCUUCAGUUGAUCUGUUAUCGUUUGGGCAUUGGUUUGCCCGUCGUGGUGGCUGGCGAUAACCUCAAUUUCCCCGUCGUGGGCCCGUUCUUGCAGCAUGCAGGCGCCAUGUGGAUUCGCAGGAGUUUUGGCAAUGAUCCCCUCUACAAUACCGUCGUGCAGGCGUACAUCGACACGCUACUACAGCAGGGAUUCAACUUUGAGUGUUUCAUUGAAGGUGGCCGCUCACGCACGGGAAAGCUCUUGUCGCCGAAGUUUGGCAUCCUCAGCUUUAUCUUGGAUAGUGUCUUGUCGGGUCGCGUGGAGGACACCAUCAUCUGUCCUGUCAGCACGCAGUAUGACAAAGUCCUUGAGACUGAGUCCUACAUCAGCGAGCUGCUGGGUCAGCCGAAACGGAAAGAAAACCUAGCCGACUUCCUUUCAUCGUCGUCGGUUCUUUCUCUAAAGCUAGGUCGGGUAGACGUGCGCUUCCACGAGCCAUGGAGCCUGCGAGAAUUCAUCACUCAGCAGUUGACACGGCUGCCUGACCAGAUCGGGGAGAUUGGAGGCCAGAAGCUGAGUAAUGUGGAGAGGGGCCGCAUCCUGAGGUCACUGGGGUACCGGGUGUUGUCCGAUAUCAACAAUGUGUCCGUGAUGAUGCCGACCGCCCUAGUGGGAACGGUACUGCUCACCCUUCGUGGCCGUGGUGUGGGCAAAGGAGAGCUGGUCAGACGAGUUGAAUGGCUCUGUGAACGGGUCAAGGCGAAAGGAGGCCGCGUUGCCCACUUCUACAGAUACCCCACUGAGGUCGUUGUCGACCGCGCUCUGGAGGUCCUGGGACCCCAGAUUGUGGGCAAGGUAACGGGACUUGUCGAGCCGACGUACUACGCCGUAGACCGCUUCCAACUCUCCUUCUACCGCAAUAUGACGAUUCAUCUCUUUAUCACCGAAGCCCUGGUAUCGGCGGCCAUGUACACGAGAAUCAAGCAAGGCGGCGGGCCGUCCUACCAGCGGAUGUCAUUCACCGAUCUGAUGAACCAGGUAUCCUUCCUCUCGCAGCUCUUCCGCGGCGAGUUCAUCUUUCCUCCCGAAGGUCUAACCACCAACCUGGAGAAAACACUCCUGGGAUUCGAAAAAGACAAUGUGAUCACCGUCAGCCGGGAUCCGUCCUCCGGCAAACCGCUCACCGUCGAACUCAGCGAGGCGGAGCGCCAAUGCGGCCGCGAGAACUACGACUUCUACUGCUUCCUCAUCUGGCCCUUCAUCGAAGCGUCUUGGUUAGGGUCCGUCUCGCUUCUGGGACUGACCCCCCCUUUGGACUUCCCGAAGGAUGUCUGGAUCGAUCUAAGCAAAGCGCAAGACAACGCCCAACUCCUGGGCAAAACUCUCUACCACCAAGGCGACCUCUCCUACUUCGAAGCCGUCAACAAAGAGACCCUCAAGAACUCCUACCAACGCUUCGCAGAAGAAGGCAUCAUUCACAUCGCCAAGAGCAAAGAAUCCAAGGCCUCGUCCGUGCGCCUCGCCCCGGAAUGGACCCCCGAACGUGACCCAGCGACAGGCAAGGUGCUUCCGCGCGGCCGUCUGUGGGAUUUUACGGAGUUGAUUGCGCAGUCUAGACGUGAGGGCAAAAACCGCCGCGACGGCGCAACAGUCUCCUCGCGCGUCAUGCGCAUGUCCGACCUCGUAGGCCGCAAGUUGUUCGAGGACGCGGCCGGGCCGACGCCCGCUGAGGAGGUGGAUUUUUCUGUGCAGCAGGUGCGCCGGAAGGCGAUUGCGCCGACGGCGAAGUUGUGAGGCUGCAUUUCAAGGACCUCGCAGCUGGACAGAUGCUGCAUGAUGCUGGAUAUACACAUUAUAAUGACUAUGUUGGACAUACCAGGUUCUAU
Messenger RNA from Aspergillus homomorphus CBS 101889, 2749 nucleotides. Its product is annotated as lysophospholipid acyltransferase family protein. NCBI's taxonomy places the organism in Eukaryota, Fungi, Ascomycota, Eurotiomycetes, Eurotiales, Aspergillaceae. The record is from RefSeq and is a predicted model, not a curated record. The transcript has 7 exons. Bases 216 to 2657 code for a protein of 813 amino acids. Gene Ontology annotation, cellular component: mitochondrial membrane.